Paraglomus occultum is the source of this 852-nucleotide messenger RNA. The record is from the annotation of a GenBank genome assembly. Lineage: Eukaryota; Fungi; Glomeromycota; Glomeromycetes; Paraglomerales; Paraglomeraceae.
AUGGCAGAUUAUCUUACUCCUAGUGAACGCAUUCUCUUAGAUAACCCACCUUAUACUCUCAGCAUUUCCCACGACUCCCUUAUCGCUCCAAAACGUAGACGAAACAACGCAAAACCUCCUCCCCGACCAUCUAACGGUUGGAUUCUCUUUCGCACAAAUUUUGUAAAAAAAUUACGUAAGUGUUCCGACAAGCCGUUCACUAUUCAAGAAGCCUCUAGGCUGGCUGGUAAAGCUUGGAAAAGUCAACCACCUUCAGUCAUAAACUAUUUUACCGCUCUUGCGAAAGAGGCUCGGCAAGCGCAUAAAGCAGAAUAUCCUGGCUACAAUUACAAACCAGGGCCAAAGAAAACGAAAAGCAAAAAGUUGAUAUUUAAACAAGUAAACGCAGAUAAAUUUAAAAAACAAACUAAUAAUAAUGCCGAUAAAAAAGAAAGAGUGGUCAGCGAUCAGUCGGAUAACUUUGGACAACCGAGCGAUGAGCAACCUAUAACUGUAGACGUAUGUGAACAGCCUUCUUCAGACGAAAUUUAUCUAUCUCCAUUGGUCGAAAUUUCUCAAUCUCUAUCUAAUGUAUUCGAUCACUCGGGUGGAGAACCAGUUGAUUACGUUUGUCCGAUACCAAAUGGAUCUAACUUAGUGGACGACUGUGGCAUGUACGUGUAUUAUUAUGAACUAGUUCCGAAUAAUUAUGAUAAUCAGCAACAGCUACAACAAUUCAAUUCGCCUGGUAUAGUGGCUAGCCAAUUUUACAACGGUUGCCUCAAUGACGUAAUUGUAACUGACUUUGGUAUACCGAUAAUAAUAAGCGCAAUACGAUUGGAUGAGAUUAGCGAAAGCUUGCAAUUUAAUUAA